Odontomachus brunneus is the source of this 1495-nucleotide messenger RNA. Its product is annotated as histone H3.3A. NCBI's taxonomy places the organism in Eukaryota, Metazoa, Arthropoda, Insecta, Hymenoptera, Formicidae. Bases 243 to 653 code for a protein of 136 amino acids. The transcript is spliced from 3 exons. The record is from RefSeq and is a predicted model, not a curated record. Gene Ontology annotation, molecular function: DNA binding; protein heterodimerization activity; structural constituent of chromatin. Gene Ontology annotation, cellular component: nucleosome.
GCACCGGCGACCAAUGCGGCGCGCCGGCCGGCCGACGGCCUGUCGCCGGAUUGGCCGGCGGCGCACCGCGGGCUCUACGUGCUCUCGUGCGAUUUAAUUUCCAGACGCGGGGGGGAGAGAGAGAGUCGUGACUCGCUCGGGAGAGCGUAGCGUCCACUGCCAUCGGAGUGUGCGAGCAAACGGAUAGUGGUGUAGCCUAGCUCUCGCGUACGUUGUGUUUGAUUGUCGUCCGAGAUUGAGUCAUGGCACGUACCAAGCAGACAGCCCGUAAGUCGACGGGAGGAAAAGCUCCCCGUAAGCAGCUCGCGACGAAAGCGGCCCGUAAAAGCGCCCCGUCUACCGGUGGCGUCAAGAAGCCUCAUCGUUAUAGGCCAGGUACGGUGGCUCUUCGAGAAAUCAGAAGAUACCAGAAGUCGACCGAAUUGCUGAUCAGAAAGUUGCCGUUCCAACGGCUGGUGCGUGAAAUCGCGCAGGAUUUCAAGACCGAUCUGCGUUUUCAGAGCGCCGCCAUAGGCGCUCUGCAAGAAGCGUCCGAGGCGUACCUUGUCGGUCUCUUCGAGGACACCAACUUGUGCGCGAUCCACGCCAAGCGCGUCACGAUCAUGCCCAAGGACAUCCAGCUGGCCCGGCGAAUCCGCGGCGAGCGUGCUUAAGAGACGCUAUCUAACUCUCAUACAUACCGGUUACGAUUAUUAUUAUUAUUAAUUAUUAUUAUUAUUAUUAUUAUUAUUAUUAUUAUUAAUUAUUACUGUUCGCAAUUAUCGUGGAUGAAGCACUUUCAUUCCAAACUACAUUUUACGUUUUAUUCAUAUAUAAUUAUAUACAAGAUAUGUAACGUGUAUCGGUAUUUGCCAGAUGAUACGAUACGAAUUGAUACGGAGAAAUUCUCUCGUAGUUUCGGAACGAUAUCACUAAGCAGAGCGUAUACAAGUCAUCAUUUUUUCGUUUCUUCUCUCACAAUUCAAACAUUCGGCAGCGUUUCAGAAUUGACUUUUUGUUUAUGAAAUAUUGAUGGAUUAACUGUUCAAUGUCAUUAGUCAUAGAAAAAUUAACGACGACGUGCUUAAUGGUUAUCUCGUACGUUGUUAGGCUGAAUGAUUAGCGCGGUGUAAUUGCAACACACGCAAUAUGGGAUCGCAUUAAUCAUGGGUUGUACGCGUACAAACGCCACGUUUGUAUGUACAGAAUAACUUCGGUAAGAGUAAUCAUACGUCGUUAAUUUUCCUACAUGUAUGAAGUGUGCGACUUACGAAAAUGAUAUUUUUGUUUCUCAAUUUUUAUCCUUAUCGUCAUUAAUAUUAAGCAUUAACGAUUAUCAUCAUUAUUAGUAUUCGUAAAAAGUGUGCACUAGGAUAAGACACUCUUAUAGUGAUCCGAUGUAGUGUGCUUAACGUAUUAGACUUUUGAUUGUAUUCGAAUUGCAAAAAUCGUCUUGGUUACAUAAAUAUUGUGUAAAAAUUUGUGUAAAAAUAAACGUUUCGUAAAUAAAUCUAAA